CAAUCAAACUGUUUCUACAUUCAGCAUUUAUUAACAAAACAUUACCAAUGGAAUCUGUGGAACCGUUCAAUCUGCUGUGGGAAGAUAAGGAAAUCAAAUUUGAUACUCCCAAUGUGCAAAAGCAUUUGCGUAAUGGCGAACAAGUGAUAUCGACCAUUUAUUAUAUAGAAGAUACCAAAGGUAAUCCUGGAGAUUCGGGACGUCUGCUGGCUACCAAUUUGCGAUUAAUAUGGUAUUCCUUGGUACACAAAAAAUUCAAUUUAUCCAUUGGCUAUGGACGCAUUGCCAAUAUGAAUACCAAAAUGACCAGCAACAAAGUACGUGGCAAUUGUUUGGCCCUGUACAUACUGGCCAUUGGUGGUAAUACGCGUUUUGAAUUCCUAUUUACCGAUGUAUCUGGAGAAACGGAACGCAAAAAUAUGCCCAUAUUUCAAAGUGUAUUCGAUAUUUAUCAACUAUAUCAACGUACCUAUUUGUAUCGCGAUUUAAAGUUGCGAGGAGCAAUCUUACAAUCUGGCCAACUGAUUAUUCUACCACAGGAACAGGUUAUCAACAAAGUGAAUGGUGUCUGGAAUCUAAGCAGUGAUCAAGGAAAUUUAGGCAGUUUUGUGGUUACCAAUAUUCGCGUGGUAUGGUAUGCCGAUGCCAAUGAGACCUUUAACAUCAGUCUACCCUAUAUACAAAUAGCCAAUAUACGAAUACGUGAAUCUAAAUAUGGUCCCGCAUUGGUUAUACAAACUGCCGAAACAGGUGGUGGUUAUGUUUUGGGAUUUCGCAUAGAUCCCACGGAACGUCUAACGGAAAUAUUUAAAGAAUUAGUUUCAUUACACACGGUGUAUACGGAAAAUCCUAACUUUGGCAUUGUUUAUGAUUCACCCGAUUUACGCAAACGUUCGACUGUUGAGACAGUGCAUCGCAAGGAUUUUAAGGUGGAAGAAUUUCAGGAAAUCGAUGAACGUCAAGAAAAGGAAAUUAAUUCAAAGUUAAAUACCUAUCUGGCUGAGGGCAGCCUUAUGGUGGGUGAAGAAAAACCACCCCGUGAGCCGGUCUAUUGCAAGGAAUUGGGCUUUGCCAUGGAACGUAUACGGGAUAAUUAUAAAUUAAAAGAUCUAUGGGAUAUAUUGCCACAGCAAAUGAUAGUGAUGGAGGAGGAAUGA
Messenger RNA from Musca vetustissima, 1157 nucleotides. It is a transcript of the gene BBS5, whose product is annotated as Bardet-Biedl syndrome 5 protein homolog. The record is from RefSeq and is a predicted model, not a curated record. The transcript has 5 exons. Gene Ontology annotation, cellular component: BBSome; ciliary basal body. Gene Ontology annotation, molecular function: phosphatidylinositol-3-phosphate binding. Bases 48 to 1157 code for a protein of 369 amino acids. NCBI's taxonomy places the organism in Eukaryota, Metazoa, Arthropoda, Insecta, Diptera, Muscidae. Gene Ontology annotation, biological process: cilium assembly; intracellular transport.